Messenger RNA from Westerdykella ornata, 1459 nucleotides. RefSeq names its product protein disulfide-isomerase A4 precursor. Gene Ontology annotation, cellular component: endoplasmic reticulum. The transcript is spliced from 3 exons. NCBI's taxonomy places the organism in Eukaryota, Fungi, Ascomycota, Dothideomycetes, Pleosporales, Sporormiaceae. Gene Ontology annotation, biological process: protein folding. Gene Ontology annotation, molecular function: protein disulfide isomerase activity. The coding region runs from base 211 to 1305 and encodes 364 amino acids. The record is from RefSeq and is a predicted model, not a curated record.
UUCACAGCUAGCUGGACGCGUCGAGUAGCAACCGAUUCUUUGCAGGGAAAGGAGAGAUCGGCAGACACGUUCCCCGCCAAGCCUGCCGCCACCGCUCUCGACCUCUCCUCUAUCCUCAGACUUCGGAGUUGCUCCGACGCUAAAUAAACCAAUCCCUACUGCUUGGAGUCUCCAGCACCCCAUUGAAGCUUCAAACUUCACCUACACAGUAUGCUGUUCAAGAGCGUGCUUCCCGCGGUGGUUGCGCUGCUCCCCGCCCUCGCCUCCGCCUCCGCCGUACAGGACCUCACGCCGUCGAAUUUCGACAAGGUCGUACUGAAAUCGGGCAAGCCGGCUCUCGUCGAGUUCUUUGCGCCCUGGUGCGGACAUUGCAAGAACCUCGCCCCCACAUACGAAGAGCUCGCGACGAAUUUCCAGCACGCAGCCGACAAGGUCAUCAUCGCCAAAGUCGAUGCGGAUAACCACAAGGAUUUGGGCAAGAAGUACGAUGUAAAAGGCUUCCCGACGUUGAAGUGGUUCGACGGAAAGAGUAAGACUCCGGUGGAGUAUGAGGGAGGACGCGAUUUGGAGAGCUUGCAGAAGUGGAUCACAGACAAGACGGGAAUACGGCCGAAGGUCAAGGGCAAGCUUCCUAGCCGUGUGGUGAUGCUCGAUGACAAGAGCUUCAAGGAGAAGGUUGGUAAGGAGCAGGACGUGCUUGUCGCAUUCACUGCGCCUUGGUGCGGACACUGCAAGAACCUCGCUCCUACAUGGGAGACUCUCGCCAACGACUUCGCGACCGAGCCCGGCGUUCUCAUUGCCAAAGUCGAUGCCGAAGCCGAGAACAGCAAGGCCAUCGCCAAGGAAUUCGGCAUUCAAUCCUACCCGACGAUCAAGUACUUCAAGAAGGGCUCCCUUGAGCCGCUCCCCUACGAAGGCGCUCGCGCCGAGAAGGACUUUGUCCAGUUCAUCAACACGAACGCUGGCACACACCGCGCUGUCGGCGGAGGCCUUGACGCGACUGGCGGUACUAUCGAAGUCCUCGAUGCUAUUGUUUCUAAGUUCCAAAACGCCUACGCGGAUGGAGUAGACGAGAUCAAGAAGGCAGCCGAGGGUAUCCAGGACAAGUAUGCACAGUACUAUGUCAAGGCGUUCCAGAAGAUUAGUGCGAACAAGGAGUAUGCGGAGAAGGAGCUGAAGCGUCUCGAGGGCCUGAUCAGUAAGGGGAAUCUUGCCCAGGAGAAGCUGGAUGACUUGACCAGCAGGAGCAAUAUUCUGAGAAAGUUUAUUGCUCAGAAGGAGGAGGAAGAGAAGAGCGAGUUGUAGACCUGCUUUGACGAUGGUCUCGAUUGAGGCUCAGUGAUUCGAAUGCAUAUUUGAGCGUGCUUGAGGAUCGAAACAGUGACGAUGAGCCCCUGGGGCUUUUGGACAAACCUUUUUGUAUCAAUAACGAGAAAUGCAUUAUAACAUGAUUGCAUGC